AUGAAGAACGAAGAUGAGCUGUCCUCCAACAGUAGCGGCAUCGUACUCAAGCUCGGGGCUACCACUGCGCGUCCGAAGGUCCGGGCCUUCAGGAUUGAGAGUUCUCGAGGCAACAGCUACUUGGUGUAUCGCUCCCACAGGCUGUUCUCGUCCGCUGCUGAAGUGAAGCUCCCUCUCCCGAAGUUCCGUCUUCAUCAGCCACGAGCCGCUACCCCAUAUGAGAUCAAGUGUCUGGAUCGAAGCCUCGGAAGAUCACCGUGUUUGCCGUCUCAUCGCGAUGAUGGUGGGGAUAUGGCGGCAGCUUUCGGAGACCUCUUGUCCCCGGUCCCCUCGGCCUUCGCCCCCAGUCUCUUUUCAAGCGCGCCAGACAGCGCUCGAAGUUGGCGGUCGAAUGUGAGCUCUGUGGUCCCCUCUAGAUGCGAGGGGGAUACUGGGACAUCGGCGGCGCCUAUUAUAGAUGUCGGCCAUAAGCACGAUGGUGCCGAGCCACGGGCGAAGUCUGAAAGCACCGUGGUUGUGGACACUCCGGAGGUCGAAGCUGCCAUGGGGGAAGCCUCAGACCGUCAAGCUGUUCCCUCUUCCGAAAGAACUCCUGCAAGCACCGUCAUUGCAUGGCAUACCCAGGGCCCUACGGUCGAGCUCGCGGAGGUGACCACCGCAGCAGGCAGGGAUUCACUGGAUGAGCACCCCGUGAUGGAGAGGAAACGGACGUCGCCCUGCGCUGAAGAGGAUGACGCCAAAAGGAGGCGAUUGAACGAGAUCGGCGUUAUGCCGGAAGCCUCGCUUGAGGUGGAUCGGGAUGGGUGCGUUGCGACCUUGGGCUCCGUUGAUUUUCCUCACGGCUUGAACGACGGAGACGCCACCGAAGCUGCUAUGGUUGCUGGUAUGACGUCGGUCGUGGUUGAAUUACAACGCCUUGAACGUGUCCAGGCUGCCAUGGCCUCAAUGAAGUCGAUGCUUCCUAUCCGGGGCAACGCAUAG
Molecule: messenger RNA, 981 nt
Organism: Perkinsus marinus ATCC 50983
Lineage: Eukaryota; Perkinsozoa; Perkinsida; Perkinsidae
Exons: 9
Coding region: 1-981 (326 amino acids)
Source: RefSeq, a predicted model, not a curated record